Molecule: messenger RNA, 3618 nt
Organism: Zonotrichia leucophrys gambelii
Lineage: Eukaryota; Metazoa; Chordata; Aves; Passeriformes; Passerellidae
Product: Fc receptor-like protein 5
Exons: 14
Coding region: 1-3618 (1205 amino acids)
Source: RefSeq, a predicted model, not a curated record
AUGGGGGGGACAGGGAGGGGAGACAGGGAGGAGGGACAGGGAGGAGACAGUGCCAGGGAGGGGACAGUGACAGUGCCAGUGCCAGGGAAGGGAAGGGACAGGGCCAUGGCACAGCUGAGCUUCAUCCUGCUGCUCGCCUCUCUCCCGAUCCUUUUCCCACCGGUGAAGCCCUCAGACCUCUCCCCUCCCGCCCCCAACAUCUCGGUGACGCCGGCCAAGGCACGUUUCCUGGUGGGCGAUGCCGUGUCCAUCUCCUGCGCCGCGCCGGCACCGCCCGGCACCGACCGCAUCCAGGCCUUCCGCUUCACCGGCACCUCGGGCUGGGCCAGCGACGUCCGGACGUCCCGCCGGACGUCUGUCCACACCUUCACCGUCACCGGGCCCCGUGACGGCGGCUUUCAUACAUGCUCCUACAGCGUCAUCCGGCGCGGUGGCCGCGUCCUGCACUCGCCACCCAGCCGAGCGGUGUUCAUCAACAUCCGAGACCGCCCAACCCAACCCAACCUGACGGUGACACCCUCGGGCCUCACGGUGCAAGGGCAGCCCCUCCUCUUCCUCUGCAUGGCCCCACCCAGCAAAGCCCCUCGGCGCCACUUCCGCUUCCUCCGGGAUGAGCUUGAGGUCUCCGAGGGCAUCGUGGAAGGUUCUGGAAGCGCCCGGCUGAGGGUGGAGAGGAGCGGCCAGAACCAGACCGGGAACUUCAGCUGCAGCUAUGAGGAGAUGACCGAGGGGCGCUGGAUUGCCUCCUACCCCAGCGAGGCCGUGGCAGUGGUGGUGGAAGACCCGUGUCCGCCCCCCGUGCUUUGGGUGGAGCCUCCGUCUGGCGUGGUCACCGUGGGUCAGCGGCUGCGCCUGACCUGUUCUGCGAGCCGACGUCACUUCCGGCGCCGCUUCCGCUUCUUCCGCGAUGGCAUCGAGCUGACUCCGGGUGACCUCAUCGAUGGCGUCAUCAGUGACGUCACUGGUGAUGGGUCCCAGCUGGUGUUCCCGCGGAUUUCCCCCGAAUUUUCCGGGAAUUUCAGCUGCCUGCUGGAGGAGGAGGUGGGCGGGGCCUGGGUGGAGGCUCCGCCCAGUGAAGGCGUGGCCGUGGUGGUCACGGACCUCUCCCCUCCCGCCCCCAACAUCUCGGUGACGCCGGCCAAGGCACGUUUCCUGGUGGGCGAUGCCGUGUCCAUCUCCUGCGCCGCGCCGGCACCGCCCGGCACCGACCGCAUCCAGGCCUUCCGCUUCAACGGCACCUCGGGCUGGGCCAGCGACGUCCGGACGUCCCGCCGGACGUCUGUCCACACCUUCACCGUCACCGGGCCCCGCGACGGCGGCGUCCACACCUGCUCCUACAGCGUCGUCCGGCGCGGUGGCCGCGUCCUCCACUCGCCGCCCAGCCGGGCUGUGGUCAUCGAUGUCCGAGACCGCCCAACCCAACCCAACCUGACGGUGACACCCUCGGGCCUCACGGUGCAAGGGCAGCCCCUCCUCUUCCUCUGCAUGGCCCCACCCAGCAAAGCCCCUCGGCGCCACUUCCGCUUCCUCCGGGAUGAGCUUGAGGUCUCCGAGGGCAUCGUGGAAGGUUCUGGAAGCGCCCGGCUGAGGGUGGAGAGGAGCGGCCAGAACCAGACCGGGAACUUCAGCUGCAGCUAUGAGGAGAUGACCGAGGGGCGCUGGAUUGCCUCCUACCCCAGCGAGGCCGUGGCAGUGGUGGUGGAAGGUGAUUUUGAGGGGAAAUUGGCAGGGUUUGGGUAUGGGGAGGGCUGUGGGGAAAGACCCGUGUCCGCCCCCGUGCUUUGGGUGGAGCCUCCGUCUGGCGUGGUCACCGUGGGUCAGCGGCUGCGCCUGACCUGUUCUGCGAGCCGACGUCACUUCCGGCGCCGCUUCCGCUUCUUCCGCGAUGGCAUCGAGCUGACUCCGGGUGACCUCAUCGAUGGCGUCAUCAGUGACGUCACUGGUGAUGGCUGCCUGCUGGAGGAGGAGGUGGGCGGGGCCUGGGUGGAGGCUCCGCCCAGGGAAGGCGUGGCCGUGGUGGUCACGGACCUCUCCCCUCCCGCCCACAACAUCUCGGUGACGCCGGCCAAGGCACGUUUCCUGGUGGGCGAUGCCGUGUCCAUCUCCUGCGCCGCGCCGGCACCGCCCGGCACCGACCGCAUCCAGGCCUUCCGCUUCAACGGCACCUCGGGCUGGGCCAGCGACGUCCGGACGUCCCGCCGGACGUCUGUCCACACCUUCACCGUCACCGGGCCCCGCGACGGCGGCGUCCACACCUGCUCCUACAGCGUCGUCCGGCGCGGUGGCCGCGUCCUCCACUCGCCGCCCAGCCGGGCUGUGGUCAUCGAUGUCCGAGACCGCCCAACCCAACCCAACCUGACGGUGACACCCUCGGGCCUCACGGUGCAAGGGCAGCCCCUCCUCUUCCUCUGCAUGGCCCCACCCAGCAAAGCCCCUCGGCGCCACUUCCGCUUCCUCCGGGAUGAGCUUGAGGUCUCCGAGGGCAUCGUGGAAGGUUCUGGAAGCGCCCGGCUGAGGGUGGAGAGGAGCGGCCAGAACCAGACUGGGAACUUCAGCUGCAGCUAUGAGGAGAUGACCGAGGGGCGCUGGAUUGCCUCCUACCCCAGCGAGGCCGUGGCAGUGGUGGUGGAAGACCCGUGUCCGCCCCCCGUGCUUUGGGUGGAGCCUCCGUCUGGCGUGGUCACCGUGGGUCAGCGGCUGCGCCUGACCUGUUCUGCGAGCCGACGUCACUUCCGGCGCCGCUUCCGCUUCUUCCGCAAUGGCAUCGAGCUGACUCCGGGUGACCUCAUCGAUGGCGUCAUCAGUGACGUCACUGGUGAUGGGUCCCAGCUGGUGUUCCCGCGGAUUUCCCCCGAAUUUUCCGGGAAUUUCAGCUGCCUGCUGGAGGAGGAGGUGGGCGGGGCCUGGGUGGAGGCUCCGCCCAGUGAAGGCGUGGCCGUGGUGGUCACGGGUAGACCUCUCCCCUCCCGCCCCAACAUCUCGGUGACGCCGGCCAAGGCACGUUUCCUGGUGGGCGAUGCCGUGUCCAUCUCCUGCGCCGCGCCGGCACCGCCCGGCACCGACCGCAUCCAGGCCUUCCGCUUCAACGGCACCUCGGGCUGGGCCAGCGACGUCCGGACAUCCCGCCGGACGUCUGUCCACACCUUCACCGUCACCGGGCCCCGCGACGGCGGCGUCCACACCUGCUCCUACAGCGUCAUCCGGCGCGGUGGCCGCGUCCUCCACUCGCCGCCCAGCCGGGCUGUGGUCAUCGAUGUCCGAGACCGCCCAACCCAACCCAACCUGACGGUGACACCCUCGGGCCUCACGGUGCAAGGGCAGCCCCUCCUCUUCCUCUGCAUGGCCCCACCCAGCAAAGCCCCUCGGCGCCACUUCCGCUUCCUCCGGGAUGAGCUUGAGGUCUCCGAGGGCAUCGUGGAAGGUUCUGGAAGCGCCCGGCUGAGGGUGGAGAGGAGCGGCCAGAACCAGACCGGGAACUUCAGCUGCAGCUAUGAGGAGAUGACCGAGGGGCGCUGGAUUGCCUCCUACCCCAGCGAGGCCGUGGCAGUGGUGGUGGAAGGUGAUUUUGAGGGGAAAUUGGCAGGGUUUGGGUAUGGGGAGGGCUGUGGGGAAAGGUGA